Symsagittifera roscoffensis is the source of this 3014-nucleotide messenger RNA. RefSeq lists its product as uncharacterized. NCBI's taxonomy places the organism in Eukaryota, Metazoa, Xenacoelomorpha, Acoela, Convolutidae. The coding region runs from base 1 to 2820 and encodes 939 amino acids. The transcript has 7 exons. The record is from RefSeq and is a predicted model, not a curated record.
AUGAACAAGAACUACCUGAUCAUUGGACGGGUGCGUCCCUUUUUUGAUUAUUAUCGUGCUCGUCCAUCUUUCACUCAAUACUACUACCCCUCAAGUUCAGGUGGCAAGAACUACGAUCCCGAAGAAAACGCCUGUCGCUUCUGGUUUUACAGCUCCUCGGAUUCAACGGCUAUUUUGCAACCAUCGAUUAAAGAUUAUACCUUUGAUUACGACACUCUGACGUAUGCUGUCUGGUGGAACCAGCAAACCUUCAAAAAUAACCAAGUUGAUCUCUUCUUUGACGAUAAAAUUACCAAGAAGCUGUUUGGGGAAGACACCCUUUACCCAAACCUGGCAGACAAUCUCUUCAUCAGAAAUCUGUCUCAACCAACUGACUUAGAACUCGUAAAUACUCGUCUCGGGGGAAACUUUAGGGCCGACUCUGGCUUUGUUGUCACCUACUACAAAGUUCCCACCGAUUAUGUAGCUUUUCAGCAGUACAACAGCUUACAGUUCAUUUUGGCGUGCCAAGAUGGAAACUCAGACUCGGAACGACAGUGCUUCGCAGUUGUCGAGUACAAUGAGAGGUCUGUGUGGAGCUAUUUGUAUUUUCAACUCAAAAACAGCGGCGGUGGAACAGAUAGAAUCGCUGGACCUUUCAAUAAUUUCCGGCACUCAGACUACAUAGACAAAAGCAGCAAUGUAGGAGAACCUGGUGUUUGGAUUUUCGAAUUGAAGCAGGAUUUGUCUGAACCCGCAAUCCGUGGACCUCCCAAGGAAAUCGCUACUUUCUGUGGUAACGGGGGAGAGGCUAUACCCUCCGUCAUCCCCAUGUACACGGGUCCAGGAAAGGAGCUUCGAAUUACACCCUGCUUGGAAGUUCUUUUUCCAAUGGACAUUUCUCUGCGACUUGUCGGAAAAUCGUUUGAGAAAACGAUCGAAGCCACAGUUGAAGAUGAUGAUGUUCGCAACAUCAAAGCCGAAAUUCCCGAACUCUGGGGCGUGAACGAGCCAGUGUCGGUUCAUGUCAUUUCGAAUGGAGACGACAUCAAGACGCCGGUUGAGCUUUACUUCUCAGGGGAACCGUUCGAAAACCAGCUCCAUAUAACGGAAGUUGCUCUGGAGGAGAAUGUUUUGCGUGUUGCAUGGCCUCAUUUGGCCUUGACUGUUGAUACGGACCUCGAAAUAAGAGAAUACAGCUUCAGUGCAACUACGGGCUACGAAUACCUGUCAGAUCGGACUGUGACUCUACAACCUGUGAACACAUCCUACAUUUACACCUACGGAGCUGCAAACGACGCUGUUCUUUUUCUGCUGAAAACAGAAAAUGGCACUUAUUAUCACCUAGUAACGAAAAAACACCAAGUGAAUUGUGUGGACUGGAUAAGUAAGGAGCUGGAAAAAAAUAAGACGAGAUGCGCGGCAAAGAUGUCGAGUGAAGUUCCUUGUCCUUCGAACUCUGUCGCGGGGGAGGGUGGAAAAUCUGACGCCUCAUGGGCCCAUGACGAGGUUACCAAUGGCCCUAACUUGUGGUCUUAUGACCCUUGUUGCAACCAGGACGAGAGCAGCGGAUCCCCAGCAAACGAGCUCUGCAAUGCGACCCAGUGCGAGUUCAACGAGGGAGCCAGCUUUUGCAUUCGAUCUGCUCUAAUGUCAUGUACAGAGUUUGGAGAUGGUAGAGUUGAUUAUGUCUCGAACCAGUGCUGCUACGACUCUGAGGGAUCUUUGAUUGAGGAUGUCAAGUCUGGCGCAGGACGAAUGAGCUAUCAGAGCGCUUCUCCUGAAAAUUUACAUCAAUUGUAUAUCGACGAGCUGGAACCGUAUCAGCAAUGUUGCCCUGAUGACCUGCGGUGUGGAAUUUUCCGGGAUCAAAGACCGACUGUGAUGGGUUCAUACAUGGGAAGCCUGACAGUAUCUGCCAAGUUUGGAGGACACUUCAUUACAGCUGACGGAUCUGAGUAUUCGUUCGUUGGCCUGGGAGUCUACACUCUGUUGAAAACAUACGACAACAAUCCAACGGAAGUUCAGAUUAGCACUCGUCCCCACGGUACAGGAUCUGUAAUUUCGGGAUUUGCUAUCAGCCGAGGAGAAACUUUGGUCGAGUUUUACAGGGAGACGCAAGGAGAAUAUCCUUACAACAUUGUUUCAAUUAACAAACGAGAUGUUUCAAUUCCUCUCAACGGAAUCGGUUAUGGAAAAGCAACGGGAAUCGAACGUCACGGUGUGCGCUUCCAAAUGCUGGGAAACUCGGAUACCAACUUCAGAGUUACGAUUCUGGACUGUGGUCUCAUUUUACACGUGGAUAUAUUGGGACCCUAUGUCAACAUUUUUUUAACUAUUCCACACGAGUUCAGGGGGAUUAUGAAGGGAUUGUUUGGACAUUUUGAUGGAGAAUCCUUCAAUGACUUUGAACCUAGAGUCUAUGGAGGUGAACCAGGAUUUAUACUUGCUGAGACGGAUCUUUUUGAACUACACUGGAGUUUUGGGGAAACCUGGAAAGUGGACCCCAUUCUGUGGCUGUUCCGCUCUCCCGUUGCAGACCAGAUUCGCUGGGAAAACGAGGGACUGCAGAUCGGCACUUCCGUGUAUAAUGUGACAGAAGACAUGGAAUCUACCUACAGCAGCGCGUGCGAAUCUGAUGCUGCGUGUGUAAUGGAUAUGGUAGCCAGUGGUGGCGACGACAACAUCCCGAAAUACUACAGCGACAUUCAGAGUGCCAGGGGAGCAGAGACUGGCAGUUUCACUGAUCUCUACAAAAGGACCUCAACAGGUGUGAACAACAAAUCGUUCGCUGUCGGGAUAAUGGCUGCAGUGGCACUGAACAAAUUCAUCAUUGGAUGAACAUAUGAAUAAAGCUUUCGAAGCUUUCGGGCUCUUUUCCUUCGGUUUCCCAUUUUACCUAAGAUUUUCUCAUUUUUUUGUGUGGACCAAACUGAUUUUCCGAGCGCUUCCAGAACACUAAAACGACCUUAGUUUGACAAAUUUUUCUGCGCUCGUUAGUCAAAAUACUGUUUCUAGGCUCUUUUUGGACAGUU